AUGCAUCGACGUGCAUUAGCAGGCAGGGAGAAAACCCUCGGACUACGUCAUCUAGAUACCUUACAGAGUGUUAAUAAUCUCGGUACAACUCUGAGUAAGCAAGGGAAGUACGGGGAGGCCGAGGUUAUGCACCGACGGGCAUUGGAGGGCAGAGAAAAAGCGCUCGGGCUGGACCAUCGAGAUACAUUGCAGAGCGUUAGGGACCUAGGUGUUGCGCUGAAUCGUCAGGAAAAGUACGACGAAGCGGAGAUUACGCAUCGACGUGCAUUGGUGGGCAGGGAGAAAACGCUCGGGCCAGAUGAUCGAGAUACCCUACAGAGCAUUCGUGAUAUGGGUGUGGUGCUACAUUGUCAGGAAAAGUACCGCGAGGCCAAGAAAAUGCACCGACGUGCGUUGGCGGGCGCCGAGAGAACCCUCGGACUGGAUCAUCGGGAUACCUUACAGAGUAGUGUCAACAAUCUCGGUACGACCCUGCGUAGUCAAGGAAAUUACGGUGAGGCCGAGGUUAUGCACCGACGAGCAUUAGCGGGCAGAGAGAAAGCUUUCGGCCUAGACCAUCGAGAUACCUUUGAGAGUAUUCAUGAUCUCGGUGUGGCACUGCAUUGUCAGGAAAAGUACGCUGAGGCAGCGGGUAUGCAUCAACGUGCAUUGGGGGGUAGGGAAAAUACCCUCGGGCUAGAUCAUCAAGACACCUUACAGAGUGUCAACAAUCUCGGCACGACUCUGUACAGUCAGGGAAAGUAUGACCAGGCCGAGAUUAUGCAUCGACGUGCAUUGGUGGGGAGAGAGAAAAAGCUCGGCCUGAAUCAUCAAGAUACCCUUGCGACUGUCGACAGUCUUGGCACAACUCUGAAUAGUCAAGGAAAGUACAACGAAGCUGAGAUUAUGCAUCGGCGUGCAUUCAUCGGCAGAGAGACAGCUCUCGGGCUCGAUCAUCGAGAUACCUUGUGGAGUGUCAACAAUCUCGGUACAACUCUGCGCAGUCAAGGAAAGUACGAAGAAGCGGUGGUUAUGCAUCGACGUGCAUUGGCUGGCAGAGAGAGAACCCUCGGGCCCGAUCAUCGAAAGACCUUAUGGAGUGUCAACAAUCUCGGUACGACUUUGCGUAGUCAAGGAAUGUACAAUGAAGCUGAGAUCAUGUACCUACGCGCAUUGGCGGGCAGAGAGAAAAUCCUCGGGUUAGAUCAUCCAGAUACUUUACAGAGUGUUAGGGAUCUAGGCGUGGCGCUUUAUCGUCAGGAAAAGUACAAUGAAGCGGAGAUCAUGCAUCGGCGUGCCUUUGAGGGCCAGGAGAAAAUGCUAGGGUUAGGCAAUCGAGAUACCCCACAUAGUGUCAAUAAUUCAGGUGCUGUGCUGCAUGAUCAGACAAUGAACAACAAAACGGAAAUUGUGCAUCCAGAUGCAACAGUAGGGGCGCAGAGCUCGCUUGGAACACAUCGCGCAGACUUCCUACAAGGUGUUUUCCGACUAGCUGUGACGCUUCUCACCGAGAGAAAGUAUGAAGAAGCUGAGAUCAUGUAUCGGCAUGGCCUUGGGGCUAUGGAAAAGGUUCUGGUGACAAAUCAUCCAGGUGCCCUCGAUAGUAUGAAUAUGCUCGGCGAAACGCUGCUUGAUCUGGAAAGGUAUGACGAAGCGGAGGCUAUGUGCCGACGUGCGUUGGCGGGUAGAGAGAAAUCUCUAGGAGUAGAUCAUCCAGCUACCCUUACAAGCGCCGAUAACCUUGGUCGGAUACUAUAUCACCAGAGAAAGUACGAAGAGGCGGAAAUCCUGUUUCAAUCUACGAAGGUGGGCCGAAAAAAAGUGCUGGGGCUAUAUCAUCCAGAUACUCUACUGAGCGCCCUUCGACUGGGUGUGACUCUACUUGAUCGGAAAAAGUAUGGAGAAGCUGAAACCAUUUAUCAACAUGCCCUAGGGGUCAUGGAGAAUGCCCUGGGGCCUGAUCAUCCGGAGGUCCUCGACAGCAUGAAUACCUUAGCCGAGACGCUGCUUGAUUUGAAGAAGUAUAGCGAAGCGGAAGCUAUGUGUCGGCGUGCGCUAGCGGGUAGAGAGAAGACACUUGGACUAGAUCAUCGAGAUACCUUACUAAGUAUCAAUAAUCUUGGUGUGGCACUCCGUAAUCAGGAUAAACACCACGAAGCGGAGAUCAGUUAUCGACGUGCAUUGAUAGGUGCCGAAAAGACGCUUGGGCUUGACCACCGGGAUACCCUAGUGUGCAUCUAUAAUCUGGCUGGGGCAUUGCACAGGCAGAGGAAGUAUGAUGAGGCGGAGAUGAUGCACCGGCGUGCGCUUGCAGGGCGAGAGAAGAUUCUAGGGCUAGGUCAUCGGCACACCCUUCGCAGCCUUAUCAAGCUUGGGGCAGUACUGCACGAGAAUAGAAAAUACGAUGAAGCGGAGAUUAUGUAUCGACGCGCAGUCACGGAGGCAGAGAGAGCCCUAGGACCGGGGCAUCAUGUGACUCUAAAAAACUUUAAUAACCUCUCGAUGUUUCUCUAUGCCCGGGAGACAAGGCCUUCGAACUAG
This is a messenger RNA of Tuber melanosporum (Perigord truffle), 2520 nucleotides long. RefSeq lists its product as uncharacterized. Gene Ontology annotation, molecular function: protein binding. The transcript has 2 exons. NCBI's taxonomy places the organism in Eukaryota, Fungi, Ascomycota, Pezizomycetes, Pezizales, Tuberaceae. Bases 1 to 2520 code for a protein of 839 amino acids. The record is from RefSeq and is a predicted model, not a curated record.